AUGGAAAAGUUCGACUGCGUUGUUGUCGGCGCCGGAUGGUACGGUCUAGGCGCGGCGAAACAGUAUCACUGCAUGUUCCCCGACAGCUCGCUUGUGGUCUUUGACGCGGCACCCACGCUCGGUGGCACGUGGGCUGAUCACAGGAUCUAUCCCGGUCUGAAAAGCAACAAUCUGCUCGGAACCUUUGAGUUUCCCGACUUUCCCAUGGAUACGGCUACGUUUGGUGUCGCCCCUCGAGAACACAUCCCCGGAGGUGUCCUCAACGCGUACCUAAAGGCCUACGCAGCAAGAUUUGGCAUAGAUACCCUCAUCCGCGCCAACUCCAAGGUCACAGCCGCUGAACACCAGGAAACCGCUGAGGGUGGUUGGGUGCUGACUGUGUCCAAUGACCAGCAGGAGACCACAGUCUUUGCUCGCCGGUUGAUUGUCGCCUCUGGUCUGACCUCGGAGGCCUUUUUGCCUCACUUUGAUGGCCAGGAAACCUUUGGUGGUCGGAUAUUCCACGGCCGAGACUUUUUGCAGAACAAGGAUACUAUUCAGGAGGGCAAGUCGGUGACGGUGUAUGGCGGCUCCAAGUUUGCCUGGGAUGCGGUAUACGCAUACGCGUCGGCGGGAACCAAGGUGAAUUGGGUCAUCAGGUAUGUUCGCUUCCUCUCGUGGUUCAGCCCCUGCAUCUGGGGCGAUGUCGAUGGGUUCGGCCACAUCCGCAGAUUCUUACACGGCACUGCCUUUGGGAGGGCGUUGGUCGAUGGCUUCUGGCGCGUUCUCGGUGGGGAUGUCCUGGCACUCAACAAGUACGACGCGCAUCCCAAGACGGCAAAGCUGAAGCCUUGGACGGAGGCCAUGUUCACGGCAACCAGCUUCAGUAUCGUCAACUGGGAAACGGACAUCUGGGAGCUUAUCAAGAGUGACUUGGUCGAUGUUCACAUUGGCGAGAUCGACCACCUCAGUCCUGGGAAAGUCCACUUGGCUGACGGUACGGAAUUUGAGUCCGAUGCGUUCUUGGCGCACACGGGGUGGAAGCAUGUCCCGCCCAUGAAGUUCCUCCCGGAGGGUAUCGAGAGGGAACUUGGCCUCCCUCACGCACCAGUGCAGGAUGCUCCGGGGGAAGACCUCGCCAACCAGACAGCCUUGAUGGAACGAGCCGACAAGGAAAUCCUCGCCCGCUUCCCGCGCCUGAAGAAUCAGCCAGUGUGGAAUAAGCACUACAUCCCGAUGACGGAACAAAAGGGUAUUCGCAGCAGCGACAAGGUCACGCCGUACACUCCCCUCACUCCGUUCAUGCUGUAUCAUUUCAUCGUGCCUCCCGCUGAGCGGUUCUUGCGAACUCGCGAUGUCGCCUUCGCGGGCAUGGUCAGCAACUUCAGUAACGUGAUCACGUCUCACCUCCAAGGUCUGUGGAUCAGUGCCUACUUCUCUGGGCGCCUCGCAAACGAUCCAGCUGCCGCCGUCGGGGACCAGGAUGCCCUGGCAGCUUUACGAUAUGAGACGGUGCUGCAUAACAGGGACUACAGGGCCAUCAACGAAAAUUGGAAGCGCAAAUAUGGCAGUGACAAGUCUGUCGCCAUUUAG
Messenger RNA from Emericellopsis cladophorae, 1572 nucleotides. RefSeq lists its product as uncharacterized. The transcript is spliced from 4 exons. Gene Ontology annotation, molecular function: N,N-dimethylaniline monooxygenase activity; flavin adenine dinucleotide binding; NADP binding. Bases 1 to 1572 code for a protein of 523 amino acids. Lineage: Eukaryota; Fungi; Ascomycota; Sordariomycetes; Hypocreales; Bionectriaceae. The record is from RefSeq and is a predicted model, not a curated record.